UACUCUCUCUCACUCUCUUGUAUUAAGUUACAUUACAAUUAUAUGUGUAUGUAUAUUGAUGUAUUUGUAAUACAGGCUUCUGCUUCUUCUUCUUCUGCUGCUACUUCCUUAUACUUCCGUCUACUUAGAGUUGUUGUGUACUGAAUUCCUGCACUGUAGUACUCUGCAACACUGACUCUGUUGUUGUUGAAGUAGAGCUGUGCAGCUAUGGCGGCGCAUCACUCUGCCUGACAGACAGACAGACACCGCCACUCUGCUCCCAGCUCUCUCUACCUCUCUCUCUCUCGCUUCCCCAACCUCGCCAUGGAUCGCAUUCAUACCUCGCUCGCCCUCGUGGCCCCUUAUUAGUCAACUCUUCCACCUGCUCAAUCUCCCUCACCAUCCUCCGAUACAUCCCUCCUCACUCACUCACUCACUCACUCACUCUAUCUCUCUCUCUUCACUACUUCUCAGUUGCACUCCCGAUCGUUGUGUUUCUGUUUUGUUUUGUUUUUUGUAAUGUGGGUGCUUAUGGAGCGAGAGGUGGAUUAGUUGUUCCAUCUCAUGGGGUUCACUUGGAGUGUGUUGUUGUUGUGUGCAUUGUGAGGAGCGAUGUGUUGCGAUCAUUUGACGUCAUUUGACGUGGAACCGAUUGUUGGGGUGCUUCAGUGUUUCUGCUCUUGCUUCUCGGUCUCUUCUCGAUUGUGAGAUCUUGAGCUUCUGUUGGAUGGGGACUAAAUGGCACUGUGUAAGUCGAUCGACUAUUUAGAGCCGUAGAGGGGAUGGACAGCACUUAGAGUGCUGAUGCGAGCCGCAACUCAUCCCUUGAACGUGCUGCAUUUUAGUUCCGAGUGCAUUUUCCCCGUAGCUGGAGCUCAAACAGCACUGACAUCCUCUCUGACUCAAACUUCCCCCCCAAAUUUGCGCACACUAUCAUUACGUGAAGCCAAAACGCUACAGUCCCAAGAUUCAUUCCGAGAACAUGGCAUCGGUUUACUCUGAUGCUGGAGACAUGUUGUCGCGAGCUAGCAAUGUUACAGCCUACGAGGAUCACAUUGGCAUGGUCUCGGCUGAUAUUCAUAGCAAUGUGCAGCACCUUCGCACAGAUCACUCCCGAGGCUUUAUAAUGGAGAGGUUCUUGCCUGCAGCGCAAGCUAUGGCGGCAGCCAGAGGAGAAUCCUCCUCAACAUCCACAAUCAGUUCAUCUCUGCCAGCACCAGAUAAAAUGCCACAUCGUAAUUCCAGUGCACGCUUUGUAUCAAGCAAGACUUCCAAGAGUCGGUAUAUUGACGAAGUCAAGCAAGAUGUGCGCCGCGAGGACUUCGCCAACGACGGCGACGAACUCACAAAGGCGUGCGGGUUUCCGCUUCACUUCGGGAGGCUGACUCUCCAACAUUUCCGGUUGAGCUUCUGGACAUCGAGAUCAGUGCGCGGGCGCAAAAGCAAGUCGAGGAGUCAGACGCCGACGAAGCCUAACCUCCAGGAGAAUGUCGCGACUCAAGCGGAGGCGAGUGACAACUCCGAAGAGAUGUUCUGGUCCGAUGAGGAGGGGUUCGACAACGCAGUCACUGCUGGCUGUGAUGCGCAAGGGACAGCAAAUGACCGAGACGAGAAGAAGCGUCUAGCGCAGGAGAUGCUCAGGGACGAGGUAUUUCCAAUUCGGAUGCACUCCAUGGAGACGGUGCACACACCGAAUCAUCGAGGGUUUCUAGGUUUACCCAAAACAGCGACGAAAUUCGAAAUCGAAGAGGCAGAGCGCACUGGGCAAGUGGAUCGCCUGGGAGCGCGGCUGACGCGAAUGAUGAGCAAGACGAACUACAUGGAGCCACGGGUGGGUGCGUCUCGCAUGAAUGAGCACGAGGAAACUGAUUUAGGAAGAGAGUUUAGUUCCAGCCAAGGACACUCCGCCACCACUUCGUCCUCCUCGGUGGAAGCGCCUCCGGCACAAACCAAAUGGCUGGACGCGGUGUCGAAAUUGUUGCCCCCUCCGUCUCCCAAGAUGCCUUCGCAGUCAUGGCUGUCCAGCGCGCUCCCCCCAGAGCGCUACUUGGAGGUGAAGAAGCUUUCUCGCAAGUCGCUCGGCAGCUUCAUUCCCAUCAAACCUCCACCAAAACCUUCAUCGUCCACCGGCAAGCACCCUUACUCAUGCGAGGAGGCUGUAUCGAUCCCCAUUCGGCAGUCGUGCAGUUUGAAGGAGCAUUUGCAAGGCAGGUACGAGGAUGCGUAAAAACAUGAGUGCCGUGAGAGAUCUACAGCUCCUCUAACCUCACACCAAUCCUUGCAACACCACACCCUCGACAAAGAUCCACUUCGAUUGCUACUGUGACAAGUUCUGAAAUCACGGGCCACACACUAAAAGUGCUGGCUUUCUAGAUGACGGAGUUCAGCUGUCUGGGUUCUCAUCGCACCAGCUAGCUCAACACUUAUCGUGUUUCAAAGUCACGUCCUCAAGUCACCUUAUCUGCGUACCGACUGCGAUGUUUCCACACUGUUUCAGAUACAAAACACUUGCCUUGCAAUAUUCGAUUCCGGUGCCGAAUUUUUCACCGACAACUGUAUCAAGCCUUGUCACGCGCGGACCCAUGUUUGAUCUUUUAACUAUCCAGGGACUCUCUCGCAGUGAGAAUUUCCUAAUGUAUAAUUCCCUACAAAUUAGCUUGUAAAGACUGAAUUUUGUUAUCACUUCGAUGAUCAACAGCAUCGACUUCGCGGAUUUCCUCCCA
Physcomitrium patens is the source of this 2702-nucleotide messenger RNA. NCBI's taxonomy places the organism in Eukaryota, Viridiplantae, Streptophyta, Bryopsida, Funariales, Funariaceae. The record is from RefSeq and is a predicted model, not a curated record.